UUGACCUGUGACCCAUCAACAAUGAAGGCGACUGGGUACCCCAUGGUACCACCAGGUACGAAUGUCUGCUCAUGGUCUGCUGUGAACUACAAUCUGCUUUGUCGUAGCUUAUAGUCUACCCCUGGUGCUAUACAAAUAGAUCCUUGGUAAAUGAGCCAUGGGUGAAGAAAAUUAUCCGUAGUAAAGCGGUUAUCUUCACAGGGGUGGUGCACAGGUGUAUACCUUUAGACAACUGCUAGGUCUGAAUUACACAGAAAAACAUGGCAUUUCUACUUGGGAUUUGUAGCUCAUUGACUGUCAAGUCAGUACUGGUUGGGUUGAUAGCUCUCUUCAUAGCUACAUGGUUUUACCGACGGCCGAGGAACCUUCCUCCCGGCCCGACUGGAUGGCCCCUUCUUGGCUACCUCCCAAAUCUCAUCUCAGCCGGGGACGAGUACAAGAACUUAACCCGACUGGCUAAGACCUACGGACCGGUGUUUAGUAUGAAUCUAGGCGGUACAUUGGUGGUGGUCGUCAACAGCUUCGCUUCCAUCAAGGAGGCUCUGAGUCACCCCAACACUGCAGACCGUGCACCCACACGCUUCUUCAAGAAAAUGACAGAUGAUCCUGAUGCACUGAGUGUAGGUACCGCUUCUGGUGACAGCUGGUCUCAGCAGAGGAAGUUUUGUCUGUCAGUACUGAGAGGGUUGGGCGUGUGGAGGUCAAGCUUCGAGGACGCCAUCGCUACCGAGGCAGGAUGCCUCAUCAACGGCAUCAAGGAACACGAGGGGAACCCAUUCAAUCCAGCUCAUUUGUUAGGUAAUGCUGUCUCGAAUGUCAUCUGCUCUGUUACCCUUGGUAAAAGAUUCGACUACGCUGAUCCAAAGUUCCAGCAACUGCUGAAGUCAAUUACCCGUAUCUUUGAAAUGUGUGAAGGUGGAGACGUUUACACGUACCUACCCAUCAUGGAAUAUCUGUCCUUCACGUCAACUUUCAAGGAUAUAGAAAGUAGCACACGCUCGAUUAUCGAGUUCCUCCGGGAAAGCGUGGAAAACCACCAAAGCAAUUUAGAUGUCGACAACCCGAAAGAUUUCAUCGAUGUCUUCCUCAGAGAGAUCCACGACAACGAGACUAAGAAUAUAAAGAGUUACAUUACCAAAAACAACAUGUUGCUGACGUGUUUUGACCUCUUUACAGCCGGAACAGAGACUUCAUCAACCACCCUCCGCUGGGCUUUGCUGUACAUGGUGGCCUACCCUAAGGUACAAGCAAAGAUACAGCAGGAAAUAGAUGACAGCGUGGGUAGAAAUCGUCUUCCACGCCUCGCAGACAAACCUCAGCUGCCAUACACUGAGGCGACCAUCCUUGAGGUGCAGCGUCUGGCGUCCAUUGCGGCUCUUGGCGUUACCCACAUGUUCUCCAAGGACACCAACCUACUCGGCUUCGAUAUCCCCGAGGGGACACGGCUUCUUACGAAUCUUUGGGCCGUAAGUCGCGAUCCAUCCAUCUGGUCCUCUCCAGAAGAAUUUAAACCGGAGAGAUUUAUUGACGAAGCUGGUUCCUUGAAGCCAAGGGAGGAGCAUCUGCCUUUUGCUUCAGGUCGCCGGGUGUGUCUAGGAGAGCAACUUGCCAAGAUGGAGCUGUUCAUCUUCUUCUCACAUUUACUGCAUCAGUUUUCCUUCAAGAAACCCGAUGAAUCUCAACCUUUAUCUUUCGAAGCUGUCAACGGCCUCACGCUGACUCCGAUUCCAUUCGAAGUCUGUGCCAUUCCUAGAGAGUAAAAAUGACUCACAAUCAACCCACAAUCUCCUUGACCGGGAGAAAUGCUAGAACAGAAGCACUGGACACUCAAUUUGAUGACC
Asterias rubens (European starfish) is the source of this 1841-nucleotide messenger RNA. Its product is annotated as cytochrome P450 2J6-like. Gene Ontology annotation, biological process: xenobiotic metabolic process. Gene Ontology annotation, cellular component: cytoplasm; intracellular membrane-bounded organelle. Bases 261 to 1760 code for a protein of 499 amino acids. Gene Ontology annotation, molecular function: heme binding; iron ion binding; oxidoreductase activity, acting on paired donors, with incorporation or reduction of molecular oxygen, reduced flavin or flavoprotein as one donor, and incorporation of one atom of oxygen. NCBI's taxonomy places the organism in Eukaryota, Metazoa, Echinodermata, Asteroidea, Forcipulatida, Asteriidae. The transcript is spliced from 3 exons. The record is from RefSeq and is a predicted model, not a curated record.